Messenger RNA from Beauveria bassiana ARSEF 2860, 1206 nucleotides. Its product is annotated as exo-beta-1,3-glucanase, putative. The transcript has a single exon. The record is from RefSeq and is a predicted model, not a curated record. Lineage: Eukaryota; Fungi; Ascomycota; Sordariomycetes; Hypocreales; Cordycipitaceae. Bases 1 to 1206 code for a protein of 401 amino acids.
AUGAAGACGUUUACCUCGGUGGCUCUUAUCAGCCUUAUCCACGGCAUCGCGGCCUAUCCCCUCGAAAGCGUCUCUGUUCCCAACUGCCAACCCGGCCACUUGGUCUGCCAGGACGAGACCAAGUUUGGUAUUUGCAACUUUGGCAGCAAGGCCAUCUUCAUGGACGUGUCCGCCGGCACAAAGUGCGUCUGCUCUGGCAGCGACUGCACUAUUGUUGCCUCCGGUGCUGGUGGCUCCAAGCCCCCUCAGAACACUCCCGUUCCUACUCCGUCUGCUCCUCAGGCUCCUCCUCCGGCUUCUUCCCAGGCUCCUCCUCCGGCUUCCUCUCAGGCUCCUCCUCCGGCUUCCUCUCGGCCUCCUCCUCCUCCAGCUUCCUCUCAAACGGCCAUCGUAUCGACUACAAUCUCUUUAAAGACUCCCGAGAAGCCCGCUCCUCAGCAGCCCACUCAGCCUUCCACUUCUCAAGCUGUGAUCCCUACUCCUGCCGCCGGCGGUCAGUUCAAGGAGGUUCCUACUGCCACCCUGCCUGCCCCGGAAACCUCGUCUGCUGCGUCUAGCCAGCCCUCGGCGCCGGCCUCCAACCCCAUCUCCAGCACCGGUGCGUACAUCAAGGCCUUUAUGGGCAAGGGCGACGCCUCUGCUGGCUGGCCUCAGGAGAGCUCGUGGAACUCGUUUGACGCCAUGUGGGAUGCCAACCUGAAGAACGUCAUCUACAAGUCGUGCGCCAACUUUCAGCAGGACAACAACACGCCCGCCGAGAGCGCCGAUGUCAAAUCCGCCAUUGAAGAAGUCUCCAAGUCGUCGGGCGUCGACGCGCGCUUCAUCCUGGCCGUCGUCAUGCAAGAGUCGAAUGGCUGCGUCCGCGCCCCGACGACGGCAAACGGCGUCACCAACCCAGGUCUGAUGCAAUCGCACAAUGGCGCCAACAGCUGCUGGAACGUCAACCCCUGCCCCAAGUCCACCAUCAAGGGCAUGAUUGAGGACGGCGUCAACGGCACGGCCGACGGCGACGGCCUCAAGCAGCUUCUCGCCAAGGCUGGCGGCAGCGGCGCCGCCACCUAUUACAGGGCCGCUCGCAUGUACAACUCUGGUUCCAUUGACCCCAGCGGCGAUCUCGAAAAGGGCAUUGCCACUCACUGCUACUCCAGUGACAUUGCCAACCGUCUCGUGGGCUGGUCCGCGGGUGUCGGUGGCUGCCACGUCUAA